UGGGCAGCACUUGACUACUGAUUUAUUUAUGUCUGCUUUAGUGUGUUUACUGGCUUAUAUCAUUUAAUAUUUAAGUGAAACUUAAUGUAACGGCAGUAUUAAACUACACAAUCUUUCUAUAUUUUUACAGAAGUCAAUGAGUUUCUUUCAAUUAAUAACAUAGUACUUCUGAUAAGAGGAAGAUAAGUCACUUGUUCACAAUAAUCUGAGAGCUAACCCUAAACUUAGUGGUUCAGUAAAUCUUAACAAGAAUUAUUAAUAUUAACAGUUAAAAAAGAGGAUACAAGAAUCCAAAAUGCCAGAAACAGCAGAAGAGGAUAUGAGUCUAUCAGUUCGUCUGACGAACGAUGAUUUUAGAAGACUUUUGAUGACACCAAGAGCCUCAGUUCCAUCUACCACGCCAGCUUCAAUACCAGGAACAGCUAGAGAUGCUAGUGCUAAGACGGCACAGACACCUACAGUCAGUGGUGGUAGUCGUGCAGAGCUUCGUAGAAAGAAAAAGAGUUUCUAUGCUAAGUUAAAGAAGCAGGAGGAAGAUAAAAUGGCAGAAUUAGCUGAAAAGUAUAGAGAUCGUGCCCGUGAACGUAGAGAUGGCACAAAUCAGGAUUAUCAGUCUGAGGAUCCAAUGAGCAGUGCCAGUGCUUAUCGUGCUGUUGCUCCGGAUUUAAAAUCUGGUAUGGAUGCUGCUGAACGUAGGAGGCAAAUGAUUCAGCAGUCUAAAUUCUUGGGAGGUGACAUGGAACAUACUCACUUGGUGAAAGGAUUGGAUUAUGCCCUCUUACAAAAGGUACGCAGUGAGAUUGAGUCAAAAGAACAAGAACAGGAACAAGAAAUGGAAAAAUUAGUGAAGCCCAAGGAGAAGGUAAUAGAGAAAAAAGAACCUGAGAAGAAAGAAGAUGAAAUGCAAUUCAAAACAAAGAUAGGUCGCAACGUAUACAAGACAAUAAUGACUAUGAAAUCGAAGCAUGUGGAAAGAAAUGAGCUUUUUACUCCAGGUCGUAUGGCUUAUGUCAUUGAGUUGGACGAUGAAAAUGCUGAUGUCGACAUACCAACAACUCUAAUCAGAAGUAAAGCCGAUGUACCAACAGUAGACGCUACUCCUACCUUGACAACAAACGACAUAGUGAUCAACAAACUCGCUCAAAUUCUAUCCUACCUGCGUCAAGGUAACAGACACGGGAAAAAAGGAAAGAAGAAUAAAGAUGGUAGAAGUAGAAUAGAUGAUACAAACGAUGGGGAUGCGCCAUCAAGACCUCAGGACGAUAGUAUAUAUGGAGAUAUAGGUGAUUACAUACCCUCCGUCAGUAAAAAGGACAGUUCGCACUCAAAAGACAAGAAGAAGACAUCAUAUUUUGACAAACCAGUAGAAACUAGCAUUGAUGACAAAUCAAAUGCUCCACAGUUACCUAGCGUAUUGUCAGUAGCUGCCGAAGGCAGUGCACCGAAGAAAGGAACUCUACUAAAUAAACUUGCAGCAGAGCCUGAAGGAUAUGCUGAGUGUUAUCCAGGUCUAGAUGAAAUGCAAGACGCUAUUGAUGACUCUGAUGAUGAGGUUGAUUAUACGAAAAUGGACCUGGGUAAUAAGAAAGGUCCAAUUGGUAGAUGGGACUUUGACACACCCGAAGAAUAUAGCGAAUAUAUGAACAAUAAAGAAGCUCUACCCAAGGCAGCUUUCCAGUACGGCGUCAAAAUGGCAGACGGACGAAGAACAAGAAAAUACAACAAGGAAAAGAAUGAGAAAGCGGAGUUGGAUCGUGAAUGGCAGAAAAUUCAAAAUAUUAUGAACAAGAGAAAACCUGCAGCUGGUCUAGAAUCUGCACCGGAGUUCAAAGUUCCCAGAUACUGAGGCACUCCCUGUGUUCUUGUAAGAGUCUCUAUCACGGCAAUGUGGUCAAAUAGAAUUGAAGUGCAUAAACGUAAUGCGUAAAUCAUUGUUUUGCGUAGAAGUUUAUGGCUACGCAUAACUUAAGAUAUGUUAAACUUGGUGAGCCUGAGGUUAUUUAUAAAGGAAAAAGGUCAUAGAUAAAAUUGAAGAGACGAUACGGUUACAAUAAUAGUUAUUAACAUUACAGCAUGACUUUGAUCAGUAUUCGACUGUCAGGCAGUUGAUUCAUCGAUAAAUAAAUACCAAUAAACGAAACACAUGAUUUAUUAUA
Molecule: messenger RNA, 2156 nt
Organism: Cephus cinctus (wheat stem sawfly)
Lineage: Eukaryota; Metazoa; Arthropoda; Insecta; Hymenoptera; Cephidae
Gene: beag
Product: protein Red
Exons: 3
Coding region: 296-1846 (516 amino acids)
Biological process (GO): mRNA splicing, via spliceosome
Cellular component (GO): nucleus
Source: RefSeq, a predicted model, not a curated record